Molecule: messenger RNA, 907 nt
Organism: Entrophospora sp. SA101
Lineage: Eukaryota; Fungi; Glomeromycota; Glomeromycetes; Entrophosporales; Entrophosporaceae
Source: the annotation of a GenBank genome assembly
AUGGGGAUAACUUCCGAUGUGUUUGAAUUGGUAAUGAUGGUAGACGCUGACACCAAGGUUUCCGAGUCGUCGCUAGCUUACCUUGUUUCAGCCAUGAAAAAAGAUCCCAUGAUAAUGGGUUGUUGUGGUGAAACUAGGAUAGCAAACAAAACUAGUAGUUGGGUAUCAGCUAUACAAGUUUUCGAGUAUUAUGUAUCACAUCAUUAUGGUAAAGCGUUUGAAGCAGUAUUCGGUGGUGUCACUUGUCUACCAGGUUGCUUCAGCAUGUUUAGGCUUAAAGCUCCAAAAGAUGGUGUUUGGAUACCUAUAAUAAGUAGCCCACACUUAGUUGCCGAGUAUCAACAAAACUCUGUUAUAACUUUACACGAAAAGAAUCUUUUGUUACUAGGAGAAGAUCGAUAUUUGUCUACCCUGAUGUUCAAAAGCUUUCCUCAUCGAAAAAUGAUGUUCAUUCCACAAGCAGUAUGUUAUACCAUUGUACCAGACACCAUGAAGGUAUUGAUGUCUCAACGACGUAGAUGGAUAAAUUCCACAGUUCAUAAUCUAUUGGAAUUGUUAUUUGUUAGUGAUUUGUGUGGUAUUGCUUGUUUGUCGAUGCAAUUUAUAGUUUUUUUGGAAUUGAUCGGUACUGCUAUGUUACCAAGUGCGAUACUGUAUUCAUUCUUCAUAAUUUUUAAUGCUUUAAUAGCGGAAAAAAUUGACAUCUUUGUAGUUAUAUUGGUGGCUUUGAUUAUUGGAUUGCCAGGUUUGUUAAUUAUAAUAACAGCACAAAAGAUUGUCUAUAUCGGUUGGAUGUUUGUUUAUGCAUAUUGGCAUUUCGAUGAUUUUUCAUGGGGCGAAACUCGUAAAGUUUCCGAGGAGAAAAUUUCUGAGGAGUCGACUAAUAAUAAAGGAUUUUUUGAUCAAA